This is a messenger RNA of Vicia faba (fava bean), 525 nucleotides long. The record is from the annotation of a GenBank genome assembly. NCBI's taxonomy places the organism in Eukaryota, Viridiplantae, Streptophyta, Magnoliopsida, Fabales, Fabaceae.
AUGGAAGGUGUUCUUUACUGUAAGCCUCAUUUUGAGCAGCUCUUCAAAGAGCACGGCAACUUCAGCAAGAAUUUUCAGUCACCUUCCGCCACCGUCUUCGCUCCCUCCGACUCCGCUUUCAAGAAAUCCGGUCAGCCGUCACUCGACCUACUGCGGUACCACUUAGUUAUGCUGCCGCUGCCAAUUCAGAGCUUCCGGCGACUUCCUGCUGGUGCGAAGCUUCCGACUAUGCUCCCCGGUCAGUCUCUCACUGUCACUACAUCAACCUCCGAUAAUGCUAUCUCGCUUAACAAUAUCAAAAUCAAUGAAUUACCGAUCUACGAUGACGGAGUUCUUUUGGUUUAUGGUAUCGUUAGGUUCUUCGAUCCUAGUUUCCAGUAUCAGAGACCUAAUUCAAAUUCGAAUCUGAAUCCAUCGUGUUCAGCGGUUAAUCGCACUGUGAACUCCUCCGAUUCGUUCGAUCAAGCGAUUCAGAUGCUGAAAACUAGCGGAUACUCAGUUAUGGCGUCUUUUCUCGGAAUGUAG